Messenger RNA from Bolinopsis microptera, 2338 nucleotides. RefSeq names its product solute carrier organic anion transporter family member 4A1-like. Bases 70 to 2229 code for a protein of 719 amino acids. NCBI's taxonomy places the organism in Eukaryota, Metazoa, Ctenophora, Tentaculata, Lobata, Bolinopsidae. Gene Ontology annotation, cellular component: plasma membrane. The record is from RefSeq and is a predicted model, not a curated record. The transcript has 12 exons. Gene Ontology annotation, biological process: transmembrane transport; sodium-independent organic anion transport.
UUGAUAGAAAAUGAAGGAGCUGAAACGGGGACCACACUUUCACCACAACUUGUGUCAAACUAUAAGACUAUGUGUUACAAGGGAGCUAGUGGAGAAGCAGAGAGGGAUGCACAACCAAAGAUCCUAAUCAUAGCGAAUAAAAACACUGUCACUGAUCCUGACUGCGAAGAGAUGCCAGAGGGGGCGGACUAUAAGAAACUAGGAGCACAUGAGAGUUGGGAUGACACAGAUAGGAAGAUAACCCAGAUGGGUUAUAUGGGGUGGCGACCACGCUUCUUGGAGUGUCUUAACAAGCCCGCCGUCUUUACAUCUAUAUUUGCUGUGGGUAACUUCUUUAUGGUCAUGUCUUACGGUAUUCUCAGUAUGAUUAUACCAACUUUGGAGUCAGUAUUUAAUCUGAACUCCAAGCAAACAGGCGUGAUCUUAAUGGCAAACGAUAUCAGUGGAACUGUAGCAGCAUUAUUUAUAGCUAACUACUGUAGCGCAAGAAAAACAAGGUGGAUCGGUAUAGGUAUGAUUGUGGUGGUGAUCGCAACAAUUCUACCAGCUUCAGUUACCCUAUUUGCAGAGUACCCUCUCCCCAGAAACCGCACUGAAGUAAGCUUCAACCAAACAAUCAGAAGCGAUGUUGAAAGUUACGGAGUAUGUAAUGAAUCCAGAUCAGAGUACGGUAUAGACGAGUCAGAAGGUUACGCUAUUCGAAACCACCAAUAUUACUGGAUCUUUGUCUUUGGUGCACUACUCCAAGGUUUUGGAGCAGCACCUCCAGGAAUAGCCGGCUCCACUUACAUGGACGAGAUCUUUACCCAAAAGCAGUUUGGAGUAGCGAUAUCCCUUCUUUACGUAGUAUCCUUUAUAGGAUACCCAAUAUCCAUGUUAGCAGGUUCUGUGUUUCUCCAGUACUACGUUACUUUCGACCCUCCGGAGGGGGUUACCUUUGAAAGUAAGGAGUGGGUAGGAGCGUGGUGGAUGGGCAUGUUCUUCCCCGCUAUCGCUGUAUUUGUACUCAGCUUCUUUGUGUUGCUCUAUCCGAGACAGAUGCCUGCAGCAAAGAAAGUUCUAAAAGACAAAGUAAGACGAGGUAUCACGACAGUUUUAGAGAAAAAAGAAGAGCUUGGACGGUCACUGAAAGAGAUAACAUUGGACAUGAUUCCAGCAUUCAAAAGAGUCUUUAAGAACAAAGCUCUGAAUUGCCUGAUUAUCGGAGAUGUUUUCUUAUUCCUGCAAAUUGGAGCAUACAGUUUUUAUCCUAAGAUAUACGCUUUAAUAUUCAGAUUGGAUAGUAAAUCAGUUGGGAGUAUAUUAGGAAUAUCCAACAUUAUCGGGUUUGCAGUGGGACUUAUAGCUGGGGGACUUCUAAUGAGGUGGAGGGACUGGCACCCGAAAACGUUGCAGUUGUUAUACUCGAUAUUGACGGCAGCUGCAGUACCUUUUUCAUUGGGAAUGUUGUUAUACUGCCCGGUCAACACAUACGCUGGUGUAGAUUUACCUUACUCUGAAAUACUCAACUCUUCUCAGCUAAGCCCUCCUUCUCUGACGGGGGAAUGUAACGCUGACUGCGCCUGCACCACCGCUUUCUACCAGCCAGUGUGUGAUGGAAAUGUUACCUUCUUCUCUCCCUGUCAUGCUGGUUGUAUGGACGUGGAACUUGUGGACGGUCAGGUAACAUCCUACACAGACUGCAUGUGCACCAAGUCUGGAAGAACACUCCCAGGAGAGUGUGGCAGCACGUGCACCACCACCAUGUGGCUCUCCCUAACUCUCACCACCGUGGGUACCAUCAUCGGGUUCUCCGGGUUCGCUGCUCAUGCCUACAUCUACCAGAGGAUUGUUAAUGAAGUGGACAGAACUUUUUGUCAGGGAAUUAGAUCUAGUAUAGUACGAGCACUUGGAACUAUGCCAGCCCCUCUUCUUUUUGGUUGGGUUAUUGAUUCGUUCUGUGUUGUUUGGAGAGAGUCGGAGGAUGGGACUGUGGGGAACUGCUGGGUUUAUGAUGUGGACAGACUGCUGCUGUGGUUCACGUUUCUGCAAAUGGCGAUGAGAACUGCAAGUUGUGCGUUUUACUUUGUUUGUUGGUACGUGUGGGUAUAUACUGAUAGUGAGAAGACAACCAAGCCUGCCAAGCUAGUAGGAGAGGAGUUCCAGUACACAAAACACACAGAUGAAAAUGGAGAGGACCAUUGUGAUAUUGCUAGUAAGGGACCUGUAAAUGGCCAAGUCGAAAAAUAAAAUCUUACCAAUUAUAACGAGGGUGUAUAGUUAUUACAAGAAUUUUACGAUUGAGUAUAGUAACUGCAGACUUACGGUAAACAUAUCCAGAUACUUGUUUUGCCAGGAA